CACAUGCACACACACACACUCGCUGCACAUGCAUGGAGCAGAUCCACAGUGCCGCACAGUAGUGAGGCCAUGGUGUGUGAUUGAGAGAGGGGGGGUUAGAGAGAGAGAGAGAGAGAGAGAGAGAAAGAGAAAGAGAGAGAGAGAGCAUUAACUCUCGCCAACUUAAGGAAAGCACCAGUGUGGAGAAGUUGCAUGAGGCGUGUGGUUCCAACUGAGGACUUUCUUAUCAGACCAUGGAAGCCAAGAAGUGGAGGUAGAAGAACAAGAAGAAGAAGAGGAAGAAAAACCCUCCCUGGUGGCUGAACAGGAGCCCAGAGCUUCAUCCGAGGGAUUACUGGACUCUUCAUAUAUGUGCUCGUGUCAUGGUGAUAUCCUACAUGAUCGCCGCUUGUUGACAGGAGCCUCUCUGUGUACUGGAUUUCCCAGGGAUCAAAGUUUGUUUUCUGAGCAGAGUGUGUGAAUGAAGUGUGCGGAAGCAGGAAACAUGUCAAACGGACGUCUCAGUCACCUGUUGAGGGGAGUCUGGCUGCUGUGGCUGUGGCAAGUGGUGUUUGUGGCUGGAACUGGGAGCAAACUAUGGGAGAUGCCCACAGCUUCCUUCACUUCCUCCUCCAACCUCAGUGAGAGCCUGCAGUGGGAGCAGGACUGUCAGUACCGCCACCUACAGGACAGAGUGAGAAUCACAGCAGACAUCCCCCCAAGACUAGACGGCACAUGGGUGUCAACAAGAUGUGAAGUUCGUCCGGGUCCAGAGUUCCUCACCCGCUCCUACAGUUUCCACCCCAGCCGUCACUUCCACGCCCUGCAGCACUACUACACAGACAGCAGCUGCGAGGAUCCAGCCUACUCCCUGACGAUCAGGGGGAAGCUUCGUCUGCGCCAGGCCUCCUGGAUCACCCGUGGGGGCACCGAAGCUGAACACCACCUCAGCAAGGUGGGCAUCGUGGUCCACAGCCUGGCGGCCAAGCAGAGGCUGGCCUCCAGACUGCCUGCGACCUGCGUGGGUCUGACCCUGGGUCGAGUGGUGCCGGGGAAGCUGUAUGAACUGUACAACACCCGAGCAGGGAGGGGAUGUCUGGCAGCCCUGGGCUUCUCCAUGAUGGAGAUGGGGCUGAUUCGGAUGGAGACACAGCACCACAGCCACGGAGGGAAGGUCCAGGAGCUGCUCUUAGGGGACAUUCACACUGACUGGACACAGAGAACUCAGUACAGACCUACAGGGUACCAACAGCCACUGCAGAAUGCCAUGCAUCACAUCCACCCCUGCCCUGUGUGCGCCCUUGUGUACCGCUCCACAGAGCAGCGCCCCCCAGUGUUGCCCCACAGCCCUGCACCUCCUCGGUCUCUGGCCGGCCGCUGGGUCAGCCAGCGCUGCGAAACCCGCCCCAACAUCCUCUUCCUCACCAGAGACUUCACCUUUGAUCCUGACCAGCAUGCAUGGGAGGGCAUCUAUCGACACUACUCGGACCCUGCCUGCUCUCAGCCCACUUUCACCCUGAGAGCCUCGGGCCACUACGCUCAGGGAAACCCCUCCGCCAAGGUCUCAGGAGCCACUGAGUUUGUCUUCAAGGUCACCCAGGUGAGAGUCACAGCUGCAGAGGAACCCACAGCGAAGUUGCUGAAUGGGACGAGGCCAGGAAAGUGUGGUCGCGCAGGAGGCUGGGAGGUCGGUGUGGAGCAGGACUUGACCCCCACAGAUGGGUGCACCCUGCUGGGCAUCAAGCUGCCGCAUAAGGAGUACGAGCUCUUCAAGACUGAGGUGGACCACAGGAAACACCCGCUGCUGUUCAUCGGAGAGAGGCUGACUGACGGGUCCAGUCCAGACCGACCGCAGAGGAGGCCCACUUCCUUUCAGGCUCCCAUGGUGCUCUGCAGUGGGGGGGAGAAACAGCCCUCACAUCGCUAUGGCUCAGGUUUUAACAGCAAGCAAGUCCAGUUAGCAGCCAGUGGGACAGAGAGACUGGCACUGCUGGUGUUACUGGUGCUGGGAUCUGUGCUGUGCAGCUGGUUUUGUGUUUAUUAGAGACACCGUUCACACAUCAAGCUGAAGUCAUUGAUGGAUGUUGUUUCCUGGCAGCUUUCUUUCACUCUUCCUCCAUGCGAUGAUGACCACGUGUGCGAUGGUCCAGAAAAAUCAUGAGACACUCAGGAGAGCUGAAUAUUUUUUGAUAUCCGGUUUUCAGACGCUGCCUGUAGUUUCACUUUAAUGACUCUUAACUUCAGCUGCAUUUCUACCUAAAACUAAUCUGUAUAUAAACCACCAAUAUAUAAGUGCCAUCAUUUCAGUAUGUAAAAAUAUAUUCUUCUAAACCAUGUUCCUUCUGUUUAAUGAUCACAUGCUCUCAGUUCACAGAUUAAUUCCUUUUUGCAUCUUUUUGGGUUUAAUGCAGUUUUUCUUGUCAUGCUAUUAUAACAAAGAAAGAUCACAGUGUUGAAAUGUGGAUCAGCUAUUUCCGCAUCAACAUGAAAGCCGUGGACAUUCCAGCAGACUUCAGACGAGAGCUCGUUUUCAUCCAGAAUGCAGUAUAACUAAUGCACUUUGUACAGAACUUUGUUUUCUCAACACGGAGAGAAAAGAAGCUGCAGAGCAGAGAAAGUGGAAUCAGCACUGUGAGAGCAGCCAUCUUCAUUCGUCUGAUGCCACUGUGAUGUUUGUUGCUUUAUCUCUAUCCUCUUUCAAAGCUCGUUUAUUAAUCUGCUUUUCUAUCAGCAGUAAAUCGAAACAAAUCAAAUGAAUAUUUAUUUUAACCAUUUAUUCUGUACUUUUUGAUAAGAGGAAGAUUUUGGUCUAAUAUUUUAGUUAGUUCUGCCAUUUAAGAAGUGAUUAUUGUUUGUGUAUAUUAAAAUUGGCUUUUCA
Chelmon rostratus (copperband butterflyfish) is the source of this 2857-nucleotide messenger RNA. RefSeq names its product adenomatosis polyposis coli down-regulated 1-like (gene apcdd1l). NCBI's taxonomy places the organism in Eukaryota, Metazoa, Chordata, Actinopteri, Chaetodontiformes, Chaetodontidae. Gene Ontology annotation, biological process: negative regulation of Wnt signaling pathway. Gene Ontology annotation, cellular component: plasma membrane. The record is from RefSeq and is a predicted model, not a curated record. Gene Ontology annotation, molecular function: Wnt-protein binding. The coding region runs from base 461 to 2023 and encodes 520 amino acids. The transcript is spliced from 4 exons.